AUGUCAGACUUCCCUCUGCUAUGUUCUGACUGCCUAGGAUCGGAGUCAAACAACAUCAAGAUGAUGCGUCAGCCGGCUGGCGAAGAGUGCAAGUUGUGUACUCGGCCCUUUACGGUGUUUCGAUGGUCGGUCUCCAGGAAACAGACCAAGAUGAACAAGACGAUCAUUUGCCGCACCUGUCUGAACAUACGAAACUGUUGUCAAAGCUGUAUGAUGGAUUUGUAUUUCAGAAUUCCUUUGGAAAUUCGAGAUGCAGCUUUGAAGAUGGCAGGCAUCGAAAACCCGUAUGUGGCUGCUGUGAGCAAGAAUAGAGAAGUCAAAGCUAUAAUGGCAGAAAAGCGUGAGCACGAGGGAUUCAAGAAUGAUGAGCAGAAAGAGAAGGCUAAAGAAAUAUUGAAGACGUUGGCAGAAAGAUUGGGGAAGCAGAAACCAAGCAGUGUGGGAAGUGUUGAACAAUCUACUGCCUCCGCCGCAGAUAUCAGCAAGGUCGUGGGAAAACUACCGUUUGACGCAACACUCAAGAAACCCUCGGACGAAGGCAUCAGAUCAUUCUUUGUUUUUGGGUUUGACCCUCUGAUGCCUCAGUAUGUGGUGAAAGACUACUGUGAACAGAUAAGUGGCCCUGUGACGCUACGAAUCAACCAGCGAGCAAGGUGUGGGUUUGUCACGUUUGCAAGUCGAAAUGAAGCAGAGAAGUUUGCACAACAGUUGGCGACGCUCAAGAUCAGCAAGUCUGAUGCUACAGCUGCGCUAGUUGUUCUAGAUAAGAAGUAUCCUGUGCGGUUUUGUUGGGGAUCACCCAGACUGCUUGGAAACUCAGGUAUGGAACAGGGGAAAGUUGGGGCUGUUGUAGCGAAGGUGAUGAAGCAAUUGGCAGAGAAAGAUGCUAAAGAAGGGCGUGGAAAGCGGAAAGUGGACGCUAGAAAGAGUGAGCCCCCGGCAGCAAAGAAGGCAAAGAAAGUGUUCAAGGCUGAAAGGGAUAUUGAAUUGUGA
Candidozyma auris is the source of this 993-nucleotide messenger RNA. RefSeq lists its product as uncharacterized. Bases 1 to 993 code for a protein of 330 amino acids. Gene Ontology annotation, molecular function: U6 snRNA binding; pre-mRNA binding. Gene Ontology annotation, cellular component: U2-type catalytic step 2 spliceosome; Prp19 complex; U2-type catalytic step 1 spliceosome. The transcript has a single exon. The record is from RefSeq and is a predicted model, not a curated record. NCBI's taxonomy places the organism in Eukaryota, Fungi, Ascomycota, Pichiomycetes, Serinales, Metschnikowiaceae.